CCUCGUAACCGUUCUCGUUGCGUAUGCCGCAGGGCGAAUUGAACGAACGACCGACUUGGCGUCGUGACUCAAGUUGUGACCUUGAGCUUUCCAGACUUCGCAGUUUGGGGUGGCUUCGCUAGAGGAUUGGGAAACUUCCUCGAGUCGACGGCCUCGAAGGCGUGCUUCCCGAUCCUCAAAUCCAUCACAAAAUCGAUCUGUUUUUUGCCUUCAAACCCUAGAUCGGGAAAAAAAAUUCGACCAGUCAAGUUUUCCGUAUCUUGAAAUUCAUCCGAGCACAGUUCCAGCUUUCUGCGGCUCUUGGCGACAAAAGGUUUUUUUCUGAAUGCGCCGUAUUUGCAAACCCUAGAUUGCUGAUGAACGGGUAAAGUGAGGUCAGUGGAAUUGGUUGUCAUGGAUGCUAACCAGGGACGGCGUCCUAGAUCUCGAGCGAUUUUUAAUGCUAUUUGCGCUCUGGCGCUGUUCUUCUUUUUGUACAAUGGAGAGAAUGUCCUCAACCCUUUUCCUCCCCGCAGACCCUUUCAUUCCUUCGGUCAUACUUCAAAAUCCAACCUUUUUCUUCGUCGGAGAAUGACGGAGCUCACUAAUUCUACAAAUGGUUCUUUGCCUGGAGAUCAUAAGCAAGAGACAUAUGAAUUUCUCGCAAAUCCCACUGUAGCUUGCACUGGCAUAAACCGUCACGAGGGCUUUGCCACCCAAUGUGAUUUCUUGAAGGCCCAUAGACAGUGCUCUUCUGGUGGAGUUAUCGAUUACAUUACCUUUUUCUAUUGCAACUGUGGGAAAUUUCGUAUCUUGGGCUAUGCUGUUCUUGCAAUAUGGCUAGGGGCUCUUUUCUACAUGUUGGGGAAUACAGCAGCAGAUUACUUCUGUUGUAGCUUGGAGAAGCUCUCUAGCUUACUAAAGCUUCCACCCACAGUUGCUGGGGUAGCAUUGCUUCCACUUGGCAAUGGUGCUCCAGAUGUAUUUGCUAGCAUUGCAGCAUUUAUUGGGACAGAUGCUGGUGAGGUUGGCAUUAACAGUGUGUUGGGCGGAGCUGUCUUUGUGACUUGUAUAGUCGUCGGAACUGUCUCGCUAAUUGUUGCAGAUAAGAAUGUUCACAUUGAUAGGAAAUGCUUUGUCAGGGAUAUUAGCUUCUUUCUGUUGACAUUAUUAUCAUUGUCCUUGAUUUUACUUAUCGGAAGAGUGACACUCUGGGGAGCAGUUCUCUUUGUUUCUAUAUAUGUGAUUUAUGCCUUCACCGUUGCAGCAAAUGAGUUGCUGUGGAAGCAUGCUCGGAGGCUGAAGUUAGACAUGGUUACUCCAUUGCUCCCUGUUAGAGGAAACAUCUUUUCUCAUGGCAGCGAAGAGUAUGAGUCAAUGUAUAACUCUCUCCUUGAAGAUGAUCAUGAUGACGAGGUACCACAACUGCACAGUUCGUUGCCUCAGUGGAUGUGGGCUUCUCAUGUGGCUAUUUAUUCGAAUCAUGGAAGCAGAUCAAAUUCCAUGGAUAACUCCAGGCCUUUAUGGGGUUGGAAUGAGCAAGAGGCAGAAACGUCUGGUUUUUCAUGUUCCAAACUAUUUCUAUUGAUCGAAAUGCCUUUGACUAUCCCAAGAAGGUUAACCAUUCCGAUUGUUGAGGAAGAAAGAUGGUCAAAACCAUAUGCUGUAGCAAGUGCUUUCUUAGCGCCUGUCCUUUUGGCGUCUGUUUGGGGCGGUCAUGAGAAUUCAAAAAUUAGCAUCAUCUCUUAUUUUGUAGGUGGGAUCUUUGGUGCUAUAUUCUCGGUUCUUGCUUUCCUCUACACUAGCUCUGAGUGUCCGCCGCGAAGAUACUUGUUUCCUUGGGUUUUAGGAGGGUUUAUCAUGAGCAUAGUGUGGUUUUACAUUAUCGCUAACGAGCUGGUUGCACUCUUGGUAACCUCAGGUGUGAUUUUGGGUAUAAACCCGUCCAUUCUGGGAUUGACAGUAUUGGCUUGGGGCAAUUCAAUGGGCGAUCUAAUGUCAAAUGUUGCUUUGUCUGUAAACGGAGGAGAUGGCGUGCAGAUUGCUAUGUCGGGAUGUUAUGCAGGACCCAUGUUCAACACACUUGCUGGGCUAGGCAUGUCGAUGUUACUCGGUGCUUGGUCAUCUUCGCCCUAUAUGUUACCGCAAGAUGGCACCUUGGUGUACACAAUGCUUUUUCUUGUCUCUGGACUCGUCUGGGCUCUCAUCAUUUUACUGCGAAAUGAUAUGCAUCCUAACAGGACCUUGGGCUUCGGCCUCAUUGCACUUUACCUUGUAUUUCUGACCAUUAGAGUGAGCAAUGCAAUUUGGUUCUUCCCUUUGGCAGGGCUACAAUGACCUUUAAGAUGGAUUUCUAUAGCUAUACAGAAUCACAAACCUUCCUGAUGAUUUCGGCACACUAAAUAAUUUGAACUCGUGAUCAUGCAGAGUAAAAGAGCAGCGGCAAGUGCUACAAGGACUACAGAAAUGGCCCAUUUGCAUACAUAGUUUGAUGUGCUUAUCGCUCUCUACUGUUCACUUGAUGUUGAGCAUAUGUAGUAGGAAUUCAUCUUUUAUAUUCAUUAUUAUCCCUGAAGUCUCAUGUAUUAAACAGGAAUUAACCAUCCCAUGAUCAUGCAGAGUGAUGUUAUAUGUCCAAGUGUAUCAAAGUAUGACACAAAUGCUUCAGCUGUAUAUAUUUUACUUAAUUUCCCAAUACUUUCAUAAGAAUGUCUAGAUAUGUUUCUUUUCUCACUAUUGUUCACUUAGAGGUUGAACAUCUGCUCAGGUAAAUUACAAAGACCAGGAAUUAACUUUGUCAAUUCAUACAUGCAAUUUCUCUUGUUUGUUAAUUACUUGUUCUCUUGAUCCACCAUGAAAAAUGUUUGUUCUGAGGUAGAAUUUACAUUAUACAUCUUCAAAAACAAAUUUGAGUUAUAAAUACAAUAGACUCUUGUGUUGAUGGGAAGUUCGUGUGCACCGGACUAUCCCUCAUCUUCCAAACUCUAUGAAAGUUUUUUGUUGUUGAAACUUUUGUUUUAUAGUUGUCCAUGCCAACAAAAGGCACUAAAUGUUUUGAAGCCUUAUAACUAGACCAAGAGUUUUUUUUUGUUUUUGUGUAUUUUUAGGCAAAAAAUUGUUUUGACUCUUUUUUUAGUUUCUCUCAAACAUAAUAGAUAUUUAUUUUAAUUUUAAAACUAUAAACAUGAAUUUUUAGGCAUUUGAUCCCUAUUCAACAUGAUUUUAUGCCUUGAAUUCGCAAUGCGCUCUGACUGGCCCAUGAAAGGCCCAUCAUCAUCAGGCACUUCUCAUUCGCAUGCUAUAUAGUCCUCAUCUCUAUCGAAACCCUAGCAGGAGCAGGAGCAGGAGCAGGAGGAGGAGGACGGCCAUGACGACCCGCUUGAAGAAGAAUCGGAAGAAACGAGGCCACGUGAGCGCUGGCCACGGCCGCAUCGGGAAGCACCGGAAGCACCCGGGAGGCCGCGGGAACGCCGGCGGUAUGCACCACCACCGCAUCCUUUUCGACAAGUACCACCCGGGCUACUUCGGCAAGGUCGGCAUGCGUUACUUCCACCGCCUCCGCAACAAGUUCCACUGCCCGAUCGUCAACGUCGACACUCUCUGGUCGCUCAUCCCUGAAGACUUGAAGGGGUCGACCGCCGGAGCCAAAGAUGGCUCCGUUCCGUUGCUAGAUGUGACUCAGUAUGGCUACUUCAAGGUGCUCGGCAAGGGCUCGCUCCCCCCGUCCCGCCCUAUAGUCGUGAAAACCAAGCUCAUAUCGAAGAUCGCGGAGAAGAAGAUCAAGGAGGCCGGCGGCUCUGUCGUGCUCACUGCCUGAGUGGUCAUUUGAUCUGUCGUUUAGGUAUUUUACAUUCGCACUUCAAUUUCAUUCUGGAAACCCUAGAACGAAAAACCUUCUACUGGAUUUUGAUACUCGUUUUUUAUUCAACA
This is a messenger RNA of Zingiber officinale, 3909 nucleotides long. Its product is annotated as cation/calcium exchanger 4-like. The coding region runs from base 394 to 2316 and encodes 640 amino acids. Gene Ontology annotation, molecular function: monoatomic cation transmembrane transporter activity. Gene Ontology annotation, cellular component: membrane. Gene Ontology annotation, biological process: transmembrane transport; monoatomic cation transport. The record is from RefSeq and is a predicted model, not a curated record. NCBI's taxonomy places the organism in Eukaryota, Viridiplantae, Streptophyta, Magnoliopsida, Zingiberales, Zingiberaceae. The transcript has 2 exons.